Messenger RNA from Penicillium cataractarum, 1527 nucleotides. Its product is annotated as SWIB/MDM2 domain-containing protein. Gene Ontology annotation, biological process: regulation of transcription by RNA polymerase II. The record is from RefSeq and is a predicted model, not a curated record. The transcript has 2 exons. Gene Ontology annotation, cellular component: nucleus; SWI/SNF complex. Lineage: Eukaryota; Fungi; Ascomycota; Eurotiomycetes; Eurotiales; Aspergillaceae. The coding region runs from base 1 to 1527 and encodes 508 amino acids.
AUGAACGCUCCAAUGCAACCCAAUUAUGCUCGGGGUUAUCCCCAGGCUGCCCAACGGUCUCCAGCCACGGCUCGUCGAGCCCAAGGACCAGGUUUGUCCCCUUUCCAACCUCCCCGUUCGCGCUCCUCUGAUCCCGAAGUAGCUGGCGCGAUGCCCGUUCCAAUGCCCCAGCAUGCGGUCAACCCCCAGUAUAUGGCCGCGCAGCGCGCGAUGCCUCACCCUAACGACGCGGCCCUCCGCCGCAGCCGCAAGCCGACCGACAAGAAUAUCCCCGAAGGUAUCGAAGAGGUUGUCAUCGGCGAGGGCGUCGAACAAUACAAGAACCUUCGCGACCUGGAGAAGCGACUCGACGCUGCUAUCAUCCGCAAGCGCUUGGACAUCCAAGAUUCUAUUAGCAAGACCGUGAAGAAGUAUCGCACCCUUCGCAUCUGGAUUACCAACACCGUCGAGAAUCAACCCUGGCAAGGAGCUGGCAGCAACCCCGGUUCUGGUCGGUAUAAGGUACGCAUUGAGGGCCGGUUACUGGACGACGAUAAUGACCCUACUGUCCCUGAGGACGACGAUGAGGGUGACAAGGGCGAUGCGAUGGACCAAGAUGGUUCGAAGAAGGCAGAGUCCAAAAAGACUUCUCAGAGACUCUCGCAUUUCUUCAAGACCAUCACUGUCGAUUUUGACAAGCCAGCCAGCAACGUAACCGAUGAAGCCAAACCCGUUACCUGGACCAAACCUCAGGUUCCCCCGAAUGCGACGUCAGCACCACCGAAUGCCGAGUUCGAUAGCAUACAGUUCGCUCGUAAUUCGCAGGAAAACGUGAACGUUACCAUCAGCCUAGUGCGAGAUGAGACGCCCGAGCGGUACAAACUGAGCAAGGAGCUUGCUGAGGUACUGGACGUUGAGGAGGAGACCCGGAGCGGAAUUGUGCUUGGAAUCUGGGACUACAUUCGUGCCAUGGAGCUGCAAGAAGAUGAGGAGAAGCGACAAGUUCGUUGUGAUCAUCGCCUACGCUCGAUCUUCGGCCGCGAGCAAAUGUACUUCCCUCAGAUUCCAGAGAGCAUUGGGCCCCACACCAGCCCCAUGGAUCCGAUCAAGCUUCCUUAUACUAUCCGCGUCGACGAGGACUUCCACAAGGACCCCACUCCCACCAUCUACGACAUCCAGGUUGCUGUCGAAGACCCUCUGCGCCAAAAGAUGAUGGCUGUUACUCAGAACCCCCAAUACACAGCCGGCUUGCGCCAGAUCGCUUCGCUGGACGAUCAGGUUGCGCUCAUCGUCCAGGCCCUCACCCACUCCCGAGCCCGCCACUCCUUCUACACUGCCCUGAGCAAGGAUCCCGCUACCUUCCUGCGCCGCUGGGUCAACUCCCAGCGUCGGGAUCUUGAGACUAUCCUCGGCGACGCCAAUGGUGUGGGCGAUGGCAGUGGACCCGAGUUCCGCCGUGGAGGUCCUGAGAGUGCCUGGGAGACCCCCGUGGCGAAGGAGGCAGUACGUUAUAUGCUUGCAAAGCCCGAGGCCGCAGCACCUCGGUGA